GCGCCGCGCUGUUGUCCGCGGGGCUCUGGCGUUUGCCUGUGCCUCAGGGGCCAGUCCCGUCCCGUCACCCCGCCCGGCAGCGCGUCAGCCCCUUUGAGGCGGGGUUUGCCUCGCCCUCCGGCCCGGGGAGCGGGGGCUGGUGCCGGUGCCUUCCAGCGGGCCCUCCGCCGCUUCGUCCCUCCGGUGGCUGGUCCGCUUCCUCCUCCGAGACACAGGCAGCUCUCCGCGGGAGACUGGACACAGACCUCUGCGGAGCUCGAGGAAGGAAUCUGCCGUCUGGUUCGCCGUCCCUCAGCUUAACAAAUGGCGGCACAGUGCGUGACAAAGGUGGAGCUGACUAUUGCCUGCACCAAUCUCUUGGAUAAAGAUAUUGGUUCCAAGUCCGACCCGCUGUGUGUGCUUCUCCAGAACACGAGUGGUCAGCAGUGGUAUGAGGUUGAUCGCACAGAAAGAGUUAAGAAUUCUUUGAGCCCAAAGUUUGCCAAGAAAUUCCUAAUUGAUUACUAUUUUGAGCUUGUUCAGAAACUUAAAUUUGGAAUAUAUGACAUUGAUAACAAAACCUUUGAUCUGAGUGAUGAUGACUUCUUAGGAGAAUUUGAAUGUACAUUGGGACAAAUAGUUUCUAGCAAGACUGUAACAAAACCAUUAAUACUUAAAAAUGGCAGACCUGCUGGAAGAGGAAGUAUUACGAUUACAGCAGAAGAAGUGAAGGAUAACAGGGUGGUCGUAUUGGAAGUAGAAGCAAGGAAACUGGACAAUAAGGAUUUUUUUGGAAAGUCAGAUCCUUAUCUGGAAUUCCACAAACAGACUGGAGAUGGAAACUGGGUGAUGGUUCACAGAACAGAGGUUAUUAAAAACAACCUGAAUCCUGUUUGGAGGCCCUUUAAAAUAUCUCUCAAUUCUCUGUGUUACAGUGAUAUGGAUAAGUCAAUCAAGGUUGAGUGCUAUGACUAUGAUAGUGAUGGGUCUCAUGAUCUCAUAGGAAGUUUUCAAACUACGAUGUCAAAACUGAAGGAAGCGUCUCGGUCCUCGCCUGUUGAAUUUGAGUGCAUCAAUGAAAAGAAAAGACAGAAGAAAAAAAGCUAUAAAAACUCUGGCGUUGUGAGUGUUAAGCACUGUGAGAUCAUAGUAGAAUGCACAUUCCUUGAUUACAUCAUGGGUGGUUGUCAGCUGAAUUUCACAGUGGGGAUAGAUUUUACAGGCUCUAAUGGAGACCCUCGCUCUCCUGACUCUCUGCAUUACCUCAGCCCUAACGGAGUUAAUGAAUAUUUAACAGCCAUUUGGUCUGUAGGAAUGGUCAUUCAGGAUUAUGAUACAGAUAAGAUGUUUCCUGCCUUUGGAUUUGGUGCACAAAUUCCUCCUUCCUUUCAGGUGUCACAUGAGUUUCCAUUAAAUUUUAACCCAUCAAACCCAUUCUGUAAUGGAAUCCAAGGCAUUGUUGAUGCAUAUCGGGCUUGUCUCCCUCAAGUGAAAUUAUAUGGACCAACAAAUUUUUCUCCAAUUAUAAAUCAUGUGGCAAGAUUUGCUGCUGCAGCUACACAGCAGCAAACAGCAUCUCAAUACUUUAUACUUCUGAUCAUAACGGAUGGUGUGAUAACAGACCUUGAUCAAACUCGAACUGCCAUAGUUAAUGCUUCGAAAUUGCCCAUGUCCAUUAUCAUUGUUGGUGUUGGAGGAGCGGACUUCGAUGCUAUGGAGUUUCUUGAUGGUGACAAUGGAGUUCUUAGGUCCUCGUCAGGAGAACCAGCUGUCAGAGACAUUGUCCAGUUUGUGCCGUUCAGGAAGUUCCAAAACUCUCCAAAGGAGGCUCUGUCGCAGUGUGUCCUGGCAGAAAUCCCUCAGCAAGUGGUGAACUACUUCAGCACCUACAAACUGCAGCCUCCGAAGAAUCCUGCUGCAAAGUGAAUGGGCUGAGCAGGAGAGCUGAGACUUCGUGCUUGCCUUACUUGCUGUAUCCACAGACUUUGGUUCUGGAGAUACUUCUGUGUACAUGUAUGCACACACCUCUGUACGGUAGCUCCUGUUAGCUUUUGCCUGCAAAUCACUUUGCCAAGAGUGCCUUUUAAGGGCCAAAACUAUAAUUGUGUUAAUAUUUGAUGUUGAUUUGAAAGAUAGGGCUUACAUGGGUGCAUUGUAUGUUGAAAAGUAAGAGUGGAACAAAAGAGGUUGGAUAUGCAGAGUGAAGGGGGAGAACAUCUGGAAGCGGAACAGCUGCCCGUGAUAAACGUGGCCAGUGGGAGUGCUCAGUUACUGCUGUGGGGAUCAGCACGGAGGACUGCAGUUUCUCAGUGAUCGUAAAACCAGUCUGAAAUGAAAAAGAGGGUGUAUCCUCACCAAGCAGAUAGAAGUUUGUACGUGCUACAACGAUUCUGGAAUAGUUCAGGCUUCUGUGUCUGUUAAACUGGCAUAACAAAAUUUUGUCACAGGAGUUUCUUAAUUAGACAAGUGCCAGAACAGAGCGUAAAGGCCCUCCUUGCAUGCCUACUUCACAUCUGCCACUUUAGUGCUGUUGGCCAGUGCCUGGGGUUCAGGACUGUGUGAACAUGAGCCAAAUAAGUCGUUAAAAUAUAUAUUCUUUCAUAGUAUGCAUUCUCUUAAGGUAGUACAGGAAUAACUAGGGUGAAUCAAGGUAAACCUCUAACAUCUCAGAAGAAUACUAUUGGCCUUUGAGGCUGCUACUGUAAAGGCUGUAACAUGUGCUUCAGUGUGUACUGUGCUGAAAAACAAACUCCAGAUUUUAUUUUGGCUGGGAUUUUGUUUUGGUUUGUUCUUUUCCCUAAAACAAUCAUGACUAUUGAUCUUUAAAGGGCUUUUUGUGAAGGCUUUUACUUAAAAAGUUUUGUCUGAUUUAUAAUUGCAUAUUUUCAAGCAAAGGCAGUUCUUGAAAGUGCUACCUAUAUUGGUUUUGUCAUAUUUUGAAUCAUGCUUCUUUUUCUUGAGCCCACUAAUGAAAAGUGCCUGCAAAAAACCCAGUUUUCCCUCUUCCCUUCCAGUAGGAAAGCAUAAGAAAGUCUCCAAGCUCUAAUCCUGUAAUCAUACUGUGAUUUUUCUAGGGCAAACAAUUUCUGUUUUAUUUUCUUGGUUUGAGUUUUCUCUUCACCAUUUACAUCAAGUGUAAAUCAUGUUGUCUUUGCUUAUUGGAUAGAUGAAGCUUUCUUGUCUUCCAGUUGCAUACUGCUUGCUGAGGAUCUCUUCUGAUCCUGUCAGUGCGUGUAGAGGUCACACUUCCCACCUCAAUCUUGAAUAUUAAUUUUGCAGUUCCACUUUUGAAGUGGUUUAGAGUUAGAGAACCAGUUGAUCUGAUUUUUGGAUGGUCUAGCUAUAACAUGUAAGAACAGAAUGGACUAACACUAAAUUUAUCAUAAUUGGGCAUGCAAGAUUGCACCAGGUUGUAGUGUAUGUGACUUUGUGACUUCUUUUUUAGUUGCUGGAGCUGCUGUGUGGUGUGGUGGUUGGUUUUUUUUUUUUUUUGGUUUGGUUUGUUUUUUUUUUUUCCUGUCCACUAUAAUGCUGUCAAAAGUCUGAAUUCACAAUAACAUUGAUGAAUGAAAGAUACAUGUAUUGAGAUUGUUUUACGCAUCCUGUAAAACACCAAAUGUUUUGUGGGCAGUUGACAAAUUAUCAGUCAUGAAUGAAUAUGUUAUUCUUCAUCCCAUUUUCCUUGGUGGAAGCAGGUCCUAAAUAGUUUCAGUAGUGGCAUACUAAGGAAGAGAUUUCGUUUCAUAUUAAGCCAAGCUCUUUCUUUUUUUUUUUUUUUUAAAUCUAAUUCAUGUGUUUAUAUAAGAAUCUACAGACAUCUUUUUAUCAGUGUAAUGCAAAUGUGUUACUACUUUAUACACAAAUUAUAAUGAAGUGUCAUGCCAGAUAUGCAACACAAAAUAUUAAAAUUAAGGAAGUAGUUAGAUUGAACCUAAGUCACAGUGCUGUAAAUUGAUAUUUAUAUGAUUUUGGAACAGUAAACUGUUACACAGCUACAUGCUCCUUGUACGUAACUGGAUGCAGUAUUAAUGCUUUGUCUAGAUUCACUGAAGUGGAUGAGUACUACUGAUAGGAGUAGUGUAUACUACUGAAGUUCCUCUGAGCUGUGUCAAAAAUAUAAUGCUGCGUCUGAGUUCUGUUACCAGUUCUGUUUUAAGUUGCAGUGGAAGUGCAUUUAAAUGCAUUUAAAUAUGUUAAUAAAUAUUAUGCUAAAUAUAUGCUGCAUAUAAAAGAAAGCCUUUUGUUUUGCCUGUAUUCUAUACAUAAAUUCUGACUUUCUACAGUAGAGAAUUCAUUAUCUCUUACUGGAAAAGUGCCCCCACGUUCCUCCAGCUUAGGGAAUUACAUAGCAGAUCUACUACACCUAUUUCUCAAUGUGCCUUACUCUGUGUAAAAGGAAAGUGUUUCAGAUGUGACAGGGGCAGGAACCAUUUUCCAGGUAUAACUUCUCUUAGAGGUGUACAGCUAAUGCCUGUUGAAAAAUUUGGAAACUUCCAAGUUAGGCUUAAGCAAUAUUUUGAGUCAAGGAAUGCAGCAGAUUGUGAGUCAAGGGGGAGGGGAGUCACUGUGCUGUUUUGCCAAUUUUUUGUUUAUUUUUAUAUGUAAAAAAUGCCUUAUUAGCUUCAGGGUGACAAAGCAAAAUAUUGUCAAAGUUUUGUAAAGUGAAUGUGCUUGUGGGUCACUCGCACCACCUUGUGAUAAAAAUGAUGUAUAGCAGUCUCUGUAAUCUGAUGCUUUUUGCCGUUUAAUAGUCGUAAUAUAUACAUAUGUACAGCAGAGAAAUAACCUGUAACCAGAAUUUUUUACUUUCCUAUAUAUUUCAGUUCUUAUGAAGUUAACUGAUUUACAAUGCCUAUUCAUUAAAAAAGUCAUUUCAGUA
Messenger RNA from Tyto alba (common barn owl), 4858 nucleotides. RefSeq names its product copine 3 (gene CPNE3). The transcript is spliced from 17 exons. Bases 304 to 1905 code for a protein of 533 amino acids. Gene Ontology annotation, biological process: cellular response to calcium ion; ERBB2 signaling pathway. The record is from RefSeq and is a predicted model, not a curated record. Gene Ontology annotation, molecular function: receptor tyrosine kinase binding; calcium-dependent phospholipid binding. NCBI's taxonomy places the organism in Eukaryota, Metazoa, Chordata, Aves, Strigiformes, Tytonidae. Gene Ontology annotation, cellular component: plasma membrane.